Messenger RNA from Drosophila busckii, 2758 nucleotides. RefSeq names its product transcription factor SPT20 homolog. The record is from RefSeq and is a predicted model, not a curated record. Lineage: Eukaryota; Metazoa; Arthropoda; Insecta; Diptera; Drosophilidae. The transcript has 4 exons. Bases 267 to 2615 code for a protein of 782 amino acids.
UGCAACGCGCGCCAUCUAAACAAUAAACAAAAAAACAACUAAAUACGACCAACAACUAUUGUUGUUGUUGCUGUUGUUACUGACAGCAACACAGGCAGGAGCUUAACGCUAUGCUAAGCUCUUUGUCGAGGAAAAAGGAAGCGACAUAAGUUCAAAUUCAGUAAAAGUGACUGUGAAAGUAACAAACGUGCAACACAAACAACGAGGCUGCUGCAAUUGUAGCAUUAGUGUAUUCAAUUCCUAGUCCCGGUUGUUUAGACGCCACAAUGAGAAUUCAAAUAUUGGCCCUAACACUAUUGCUGGGUCAUCUCAGCGUGCAGGCGCUUGAAGCUGAUGGCAAAGUCAAAAGCGAGAGCAACAACAACAAUGCAGCCUCCGCCGACGCCGCCGUUGCGUCACUGGAGCCGCAGCCAAGCAAAGACAAGCGACAAGUAAGCAGCAAAGAGACAGCCAAUUAUCCGAAUCAUCGCAGCGAUAGCAGCGCUGCCGCCAAUGAUGAUCCCGAAGAUGGGCAGGAGAGCAUAUAUGGCACAAAGCCAAAUCAGUUCAUCAUACGCCCCAUUGCACCGCAUCAGCAUCAGCAGCAUGAGUCGCACCAGGAGCCGCAGCUGCGCAACUUUGCGGCAGCCAAUGCGCGACCACAUGCGGCGCAACUGCUGGAGCAGAGUCAAGAGCUGCAACACUAUGUUUAUCUGCAAGACGUGCAACGGCAGCAGCCCAAGGGCAACAAGCUAACAGCAGCAACAUCAGCUGCGCCCACCAAGAAGUCGCCACCCGUCGCAGAGGAGGAGCAGGAACAGGAAGCAGAGCAGCGCUAUGCAGUGUCGAUACAGCCACAGCCACAAGGCCUGAGAGCUUAUGGCUCAGCUGCUGGUUAUCAGCUGCCAUUGCCGCUGCCAGCGCCGCAGCAUCAACAUCAGCAGCAGCAACAACAACAACAACAGCAGCCACAACCUUAUCAGGUAAUACCAGAGGAACAGUUUUUAAAAUUGCUGGAGGAAGAGCUGCAGGCACGCGCUUAUCAUGAGCAGCUGCGUCAGCAGCAGCAGCAACAUCAACAGCAGCAGCAACAGGCGCAGCAGCAGCAGCAAUCACAUAAAGCUGCAGCCACACACAAAGUUUUGCAGCAGGCAGAGCCUGUCUUGGGUCUGGGUAACUAUCGUGAGCGCUACUUAGCCGAGCAGCAGCUGCUGCAAGCCAACUAUGCGCGCGCCGGACCCAAGUACUUGCCACAUCCACAACAGCAACAUUCGCAGCAGCAGCAAUCGCAGGAAGAGGAGGAGCCCACGCCCACACGUGCUGCUCCUCAGCAACUUAUUUCAGCGCUGCCACCACAAAUUGCUUACUAUCAGCCACAGAUAAGCUACAAAACGCUGCCCAAUCAUCCGCUGGCCAAGUCCUCGCUGGAGAGCGAAAUCGAAAAGCUGCUGGCAGCAAACAAGCAUCAGGCUUUGGCUUAUGUCGACAGCAGCAAUGAGCCCUCGUUGCUGAGUCAGCAGCAGCAACAUCAUCAACAACAGCAGCAUGUACAACAGCAACAUGCACAGCAGCAGCAGCAACAUGCGCAGCUGCUGCGUCAUCCAGCGGCGCCCACUUCGCAUCCUGCACUGCGCCAGCCCAAAGCUUAUUUGGCCAGCACGCCCAACUCGCUGCUGGAUGCCAACAAUCAACCGUUUGUGCCGUCGCUCUUCAAGUUCAGCAGCUAUCAGCAGCCCACGCCCACGCGUCUGGGUCCUGUAGUUUAUCCCACGGGUGCGCCAGCGCAGCCGCAGCCUUCCCAAUACUAUUACCAGGAGGCAACCCCCACGGCGCCGCCCAAGCCCAAACAUUAUCGCAGCAAGCAGUAUAAACUGGCCGCGCCCAGUCCCACCAAGAACUAUGAGAAGGCUUUGCUUUAUGCCGACUACACGCCAGCGCCCACACCUACGACAGCUCAUUUCUAUCCCAGUCCGCCUGAUCCGCUCAAGCAUGCGCCGCAACGCCAUCAGCUAGCGCCCACUGCUUUGCCCAUUGACUAUCCCGCCUCGCCGGCGCCUUCGCAGUCCAGCAUUUAUGUUUCCCAAAGCACUGGCAUUGCCACGCCUACACGUGUUGCGCCCACUUCGAAGCUGCGCACGCUGGAGGAGCUGAAGCAGCUGAAUUUGCCGCCUCCCAAUGGCAAGCCCUUGACUCAAGCUGAGUUCCAGGCUCUGGUUGAGGCAGGCUAUCCCGUCAAGGCUGUGCCUGUGCCGGUGCCCGUGCCCUAUGAGCAGUACGUCAAGGAUCAUCCCGAGUAUCGCAAUCAUCCGCCUGUAGACUACGCACACCUAAUGCGCCUGGCAACGCGUCAACUGGCUGCGCAUCAGCGUCAACAUCAACAUCCCCAUCAGCUGUUGUCACAUCAGCGCUCACUAGCUGCGCCUUCCGAGCCCUCGGUGAAGAUUAUAUCCACGCCCACAGCAGCCGAGGUAAGUGCCGCCCAGCAGCAGCAGCAGCAUCAGCAGCAGACCGCCACAGGCAUUGGCGGCGGCAGCGUCACUUAUUUGCAGCGACAUCCACGCGAUGAGCAGGACACUGCUGUGGCCGGCACGGAGACCAAGGCCAGCGCUCCUGCCGAGUCCAAGAAGACUCAGUGAGGGUAGAAGUAAGUUGUGGGAGAGGCAGCGCUGCCGUUUAUCCUUUAGUUAAUGUCACUUUCCCGCAUUGUCUAGUUGUAAGUAUUGUAAAAAAAUGUUUCUGCAUGUUCAGCACUUGUAUAACGUUAAAUUAUAAAUAAAUC